AAGGCCAUUUCCAUUUCCCCCUGUUUGUAGUUGCAACAGUGCUCAGAUAAUGAUGACGAUCACUUACCCAUGAACAAAGUCAGAGCUCAAACAAUCAUGGCCCAAAAUUUUCACAAGAGUAAAUAAGCUUAGAAUUUGAUUAACCUUUAACAAACAACUUUUGGAUGUUAAUUAUCAUCGCCCCGAAACACUGUAGAGGUGGUAAUUUUUUUCCCAGCUUCCAUUAGAAGUCCCAUCAUGCCAGCUGCUAGCUGUUUCCUUCAUCUCUAUCUCUCUCUUUCCUUCAUUAGCAAUCUUCUAUAAGUUCAGAUUCGUUAAUGGGUUUCUUUCAGAGUCUAGGGAUGUAUAGAAUCCUCUGUUUUCUCUGAUUAGAGGAAUAUUGCAGAGUUGAAUGCCUGAUCAGAAAACAGGGCUCAUGAGUGAUCAUUUAUCAAAAUCUACUUCAAUUUUUGGUUUGCGAUUAUGGGUCGUUCUUGGUGUAUGUGUAGGAGCAGCCUUUGUUCUUGUUCUUUUCCUAAUUACUCUGUGGCUCGCUUCAAAGCGCUCCAAGAUUAAGACUGUUAACAAACCCAAAAUCCCGGUUAUCUCCAAAGAGAUCCAAGAAAUCAGAGUCGAACACAUCAAACCAAACCAGGCUCAAAUCCAAACCCAUCCGUUUCCCGACCCGGAAAUUCUCGCCGGAAAUGAAAGGCAAGCUUUGUUGCUUAUCCCUUCUGAGGAGGAGAGUCCAAUAGGAUAUCAUGGGGUUCAGAUUGACACUGGAAAAGGGCAUUUGAUUUCUUACCCACGUUCUUCCGGAGAGGCGCAGCGUGCCGGAGGAGGCAACGGCUGCGGUGUUGAUCAGAUUGCUAUGGUGGGUCCUGAUGUGUCACAUUUGGGGUGGGGCCAUUGGUAUACUUUGAGAGAGCUGGAGGCAUCAACAAAUGGGUUUGCUGAUGAGAAUGUGAUUGGCGAGGGAGGCUAUGGAAUUGUAUAUCAUGGCGUUUUGGAAGAUAACACUCAUAUAGCUGUUAAGAACUUGCUCAAUGACAGGGGACAGGCUGAGAGAGAAUUCAAAGUUGAAGUGGAAGCCAUUGGAAGAGUUCGGCAUAAAAACCUAGUGAGAUUGCUGGGUUAUUGUGCUGAAGGAUCUCACAGGAUGCUGGUGUACGAGUAUGUGAACAAUGGCAACUUAGAACAGUGGCUUCAUGGAGAUGUAGGGCCUUGCAGUCCUCUUACUUGGGAAAUAAGAACGAACAUUAUCUUGGGAACUGCAAAAGGGUUAACUUACCUCCAUGAAGGACUCGAACCGAAAAUAGUCCACCGUGACGUAAAAUCAAGCAACAUUCUGCUUGACAAGCUGUGGAAUCCUAAAGUUUCAGACUUUGGCCUUGCAAAGCUUCUUUACUCAGAAAGCAGCUAUAUUACAACCCGUGUAAUGGGAACAUUUGGCUAUGUAGCUCCUGAGUAUGCGAGCACGGGCAUGUUGAAUGAAAGGAGUGAUGUGUAUAGCUUUGGGAUUCUUAUCAUGGAAAUUAUUUCAGGGAGGAACCCAGUUGAUUAUAGCCGGCCCCCAGAAGAGGUGAACUUAGUUGAUUGGCUUAAGAAGAAGGUCACAGAAAGGAAUCCUGAAGCAGCAUUGGAUCCAAAGUUACCGGAGAAGCCUUCUUCAAGAGCAUUAAAGAAGGUUCUUCUCGUAGCUUUACGAUGUGUGGACUCAAAUGCACAGAAGAGGCCAAAAAUAGGACAUAUUGUACAUAUGCUUGAAGCUGAUGAGUUCCCUUCAAGAGAUGAUCGCAGAGGUAGAAGGGACCCAACAAGCGCGCAAUCCGAAAAUGCCAAUGGAUCGAUGGAGAAGCCUGUAACCGAGUCAGGUAUUUAAUUGAGCAGGUUCCCAGUACAUUGCAGAUACUGUAUUGCCUGCUCCAGGCUGCAGCUCCAUCUGGAUUGACUGGCCUGCUCAAGAAUGAAGUGACAUUGUGGCUGUCACACAUAGACAUACUAAUUAAUAUAGCAACAACCAUCAUUGCGAGAUUGAAGUCAAGGCUCCUUUGUUUGGGGACUGUUGUCCUCUGGGAGCUGAAAGCAAAAGGUGUGCCAUGUGGUUCAUAGUUGCAUUGCUGCUCAACUCAUAGUUAAAUAAACCUGUCAUACAAUAAAAUUGAGUUCACAUUCUGGAUUA
Molecule: messenger RNA, 2161 nt
Organism: Manihot esculenta (cassava)
Lineage: Eukaryota; Viridiplantae; Streptophyta; Magnoliopsida; Malpighiales; Euphorbiaceae
Product: probable serine/threonine-protein kinase At1g01540
Exons: 7
Coding region: 392-1861 (489 amino acids)
Biological process (GO): protein phosphorylation
Molecular function (GO): protein kinase activity; ATP binding
Source: RefSeq, a predicted model, not a curated record